Penicillium antarcticum is the source of this 540-nucleotide messenger RNA. RefSeq lists its product as uncharacterized. The record is from RefSeq and is a predicted model, not a curated record. Lineage: Eukaryota; Fungi; Ascomycota; Eurotiomycetes; Eurotiales; Aspergillaceae. The transcript has 3 exons. Bases 1 to 540 code for a protein of 179 amino acids.
AUGGUAUCAGCAUCAUCACCCGAGGACAAUAUGCGCAGAAUUCCAUGGAUAGCAUUGCAGCUGGCUUCUUCGUUGAUCCUUGGGGUUAACGCGUACACCAGCCCUUGUAUCUAUCAGUCGGAUAAAUGCGGCGCUACCUUGGCGACUUUGUAUGGUUACUCUGUUUCUGAGUUGAUUGCUGCCGUCAAUCAGACAUCAUCAAUCCCACCAAUCUCUAUGGCUCAGCUCUUCCAGGUCAUCUACCGAUGUGAGGAUAUCUUUGGUAGCAUCGUUGGCAAUAGUCUGUGCAUUGCUGGAUGUAUCCCGGCAAAUAGUCCUACUCAUGAUGAUCAAUGUCAACUCUCAGAGGCUACCACUACUACCACUACUGUCACUGUCACUACUGCCGCUCCGUUGUUCAACCAGUAUGAACACGAUGAUACAUGCGCCUUCUAUGACUCCACUUUUGAGAUUCUGAUCAAGGAUGAUACUGUACGUGACUCAACCCGCACCUGGUUGGCUCAGGGAAAGUUUUCUUUGAAGGAACGGCCUUACCCUUAA